Messenger RNA from Vespa mandarinia (Asian giant hornet), 2534 nucleotides. RefSeq lists its product as uncharacterized. NCBI's taxonomy places the organism in Eukaryota, Metazoa, Arthropoda, Insecta, Hymenoptera, Vespidae. The record is from RefSeq and is a predicted model, not a curated record. Gene Ontology annotation, molecular function: RNA polymerase II cis-regulatory region sequence-specific DNA binding; DNA-binding transcription factor activity, RNA polymerase II-specific. Gene Ontology annotation, cellular component: nucleus. Gene Ontology annotation, biological process: regulation of transcription by RNA polymerase II.
AUUUAAUAUCAUAAAGCUUUUAAAAUGUGUGCUCGUCUUUUAGCAUGUCCUUUAUGUUCUCAACCCAGUUUUACAACUUUAGAUGCUUUACGAGCAGGCCUUGUAAGUGUAGCUACUAGACCACUUAUGUGUCCUGUAUGUAAUGAGGUAUUAGUUGGUAUAGAUAAAUUGACUAUACAUCUAUUUGGACAUACUAUAAAUAUAAAUGAUAAUUCAAUACAAUUAUCAAAACCUAUUAAUAUUAAUGUAGAUAAUAAUGAGAUCAAUAAUCAAAAUGUCCAAGUUAAGAAUGUCCUUCAUAACUGGAAUCUAUUACAUAAGGAAACCGUAGACACUGGUCAAAGUUAUAAUAAAAAAGAUAAAAGUAAAAAUUGUUGCGAUAUAGAUCAUACAACGCAAUCUUGUUGUACCAUUUCAAAUAGUAUAAAUAAAACAUUGAUGAUGAAUUCACAAACUAAAGUACAAAAUGAAGUAUCAUUUAAUGAGAAUUCACAAGUUAUACAAUUGUCCGAUCAACUUUGUCAAAAUACAAGUACAAAUGAAUGUUUGUAUAAUAAACAAAAUAGUAGAUUGUUUUUAGAAUCACAGGAUGAUACGUCAGAAGUGAUAAGCGAGUUAUCGAAAACAAAUUGUUUGGAAGAUUGCUACAAAAAUAGUAAUACACAAGAGGAAAAUUCACAACUAAGAGAAAUGAACAAACUAGAAGGUAUUUGGAUAGAAAAUUUAUCACAAGUGUCUAAUCAACAUUCCACAAUAAAAAAAGAAUUAUCAUUAUGCCCUGGUAAAACUCAAGAGAUUAUCUUAAAGCAAACAGAAAUCAAUAAUGAUCAAUAUAAUUUAAAAAAUAAUUUGAUCAUCAGUUUUCCACAUGUUAUGACAAUGUCGGAAAAUGUUAAUGUUUUACCAUCAGAAAUAAAUAAUAAACAAAACUUAGAUGAUCAUAAAAAAACCUUAACUCAUUCAAUCGUCGAAGUAAAAUCAGAUCAGAAUGUAAAUGGUGAAAAAAUAAUAUCAAAUCUUAAGAUUUUAAAGGAAAAGACUGAAAGAUGUAAUAUAUGUGGCUUCCACUUUCCAGAUCAUAACAUACUUGUUUUGCAUAAACAAUUAAUUCAUAUGGUCGAUGAACAAAAUAGUAAUGUUACAUCUGAGAACUUAUUAAAAAGUUAUUCUUGCCAUUUGUGUUCUAAAGUUUUCAAAAUGCGUGGCAGUUUAAUGAUACAUAUGAGAGUAGCACAUAUUGGUCACAAUUGGGGUUUUUUAUCAAAAGAUGGAGAUGCACCAAUGGGAAUUAAUAAUAAUGGAUAUAAUUGUCCUACUUGUGGGAAAAAUUUUAAAAAAGAACAGCAUGUUAUACAACAUUUGAAAACACACGAAGGCAAACAAUGGGAAUGUGAUGUCUGUAGUAAAAUGUUCACAACAAAGUAUUUUUUGAAAAAGCAUAAAAGAUUACAUUCAGGAGAAAUGCCAUAUAAAUGUAAUAUUUGUGAUAAGACAUUUACUUUUCAACAAUCAUAUCACAAACACAGAUUGUAUCAUAAAGAUGACAAACCACAUAUGUGCACUACUUGUGGUAGAUCAUUUAAAGAACUCUCUACAUUGCACAAUCAUGAACGAAUUCAUACAGGGGAGAAACCUUUUGCAUGUGAAACUUGUGGAAAAUGUUUUCGACAACGCGUGUCUUACCUAGUACACCGUAGAAUUCACACAGGCGUUAUGCCAUACACAUGCACAAUGUGUGGAAAAAGUUUUAGAUAUAAAGUAAGUCAACGAACACAUAAAUGCCCAGUACAACAAUUCACUGCUCAACAGCAAUCAAAUGAAAUAGUUCAAUCAUCAGCUGUGACAUCGAUUAUGCAAGAAAAUUGCAAUGAGGCAAAUCAUUCACAAGAAACUAAUUCUUCGCAACAAAUAAAACAAAUAUUAAACGGUAUUAACGAUAAGGAUAAUAAAUUUGUUCUUAUAAUAAAUGCUCAAGGUCAAACUGUGUUAACAAGAGAAUCAGAUCUUGAAAACGAACAGGAAGCAAAUUUUGCAAAAACAAAAGAUACAAAUAAAAAUUCAAACGAAGAUAUAUGGAAUUCUGACAACUCCAAAAAUCUCAAUUCAAAAAAUUCUACAAAUCAUUCUGAUAAAUUAUUGUCAGAUAACAGAAACAAUGUACAAGAUACUACAGAUUUUUUCUCAUUAGUAAUGUCACCAUUAGAAAAUAAUUUGUCAUCACCUACAUCUGAAAUGGAACAUUUGAGACUUUCUUCUCCUAUAUCAAAAAAUAUUUCACAACCACUAUUCAGUAAUUUUAGACAUCCUUCGGAAAAUAUAAAUGAAAAUAUAAUUCAUACAGAUGUAGAAGAAACAUAUAACGCCGUCGAUAGUAUCAGGUGUUCUUUUGAAACAAUAAAUGAAGAAUCGUUAAAACAAUUACUAUAUAGUAUAGAUAAGAAAUAAAAUGAUAGAGAUAUUUUAGAAUAUACAACAUAAAUACACUUUUUGAUCGUAAAUCCUUAAUAAAAACAAAUAUGUUAUUAGCUUACAAA